This is a messenger RNA of Pyrus x bretschneideri (Chinese white pear), 1109 nucleotides long. RefSeq lists its product as uncharacterized. Lineage: Eukaryota; Viridiplantae; Streptophyta; Magnoliopsida; Rosales; Rosaceae. The transcript is spliced from 2 exons. The coding region runs from base 285 to 878 and encodes 197 amino acids. The record is from RefSeq and is a predicted model, not a curated record.
GGGGCUGAUUUAAAGCUCUCUCCCCAAUUCUAUUGUAUUUUCCCUUUUGCCGUCGUCGGAUUCUGGUUAUUACAGUUAUACCAAUCAGGUUAUGAUCGCUGUCGGCUACCGGAAAUUUGGGAGCCGAAGCUCUUCCCCUGCUCUCGGCUUCCCUCGCCCCAGGUAUUUCCGAUACCGACGCUUGAGGUAAUCGGUAACUGCUCCACCCGCUCGAAAACGAAACGCCACAAAAGUAGUUAUUUCCGUUGUUGUCCUAUAGAUAUUACAUUAUUUUUUUACGGAGCAUGCCCAGCCCGAAGAGUUCUAGCCGGAGGGGGCAGCCGGAAGAGAAGAACCGCAGGCCGAGACCGCUCUCCGACAGAUCAUCGUCGUUCCACGGCCAGUUUCCCGAGGUGGCGACGCAGCAGCUUCGGAGGCCGAAAACGGUGCCGGACAUGGCGUCGUUCAGGAACGCGGUGGGAACGAUGGCGUCGUCGAUGGAUUUACGGCCAAAGCUGACGAAGCUGCUCCUCAACGUUACGAUCCAGGGGAGCGUCGGGGCCAUACAGGUCGUGAUGUCGCCGGAACUGACGGUAGGAGAUCUGGUCGCGGCGGCCGUGCGGCAAUACGGGAAGGAAGGUCGCCGUCCGAUCUUGCCUUCCGUCGAGCCGUCGUUGUUCGACCUCCAUUACUCGCAGUUCAGCUUAGAAAGUUUGGAUAGGGAGGAGAAGCUGAUGGAGUUGGGAUCCAGGAACUUUUUUCUGUGCCCUAACGCAAAAGCCGUGGGCGGUUGCGGUGGCGGUGGAGUGACGGCGUCGUCCGCGUCAUGUUCAAAAGAGGCGGAGAAAGUUUCAAGGAAUGGGUUUGCGUGGCUGAAGUUCAUGAAUUUCAUGUUGUAGUUGGGAUUAAUUAGUUUGGCCACAAUUAAUUAAAUGUUAAUUAUUUGAAAAUUGCAUGUGGCAGUGUAUAUAUGUAGGUGUGUCGUAGAAGAAGGUUUUCUAAUUCAGGAUUUUAUUAGCACAAGAAAAUGGCUUAAUAAUAAGCUUUAGAAUUUUGGAGGGAGCUUUCUCUUGAUAUGUGUAAUGUUCCUUGAAUUAUAUAAUAAGCACUUGCAAUUUGUACAGUUCAAA